AUGUGGGCUCCACUCGCUCUAUUCGACACGUACGGUGUACUAUCGACGGCUGCAAGGUGCAAGGGUGCAAGCGCUGCAAGCAUUGCUCGCCAAGCAGUUCAAUUCAAUGCCAAUGCACAUGCAGUGCAGUGCAGUGCAGGUGUCCUCAACAACAACCUCUCAACCCCUUCACCAAAUAAAAUCCCUCACAACUCACGACAGAGCAUGCAAAUGAGCGUCAAGCCGGAACCUUCCUGCUUUCAAUAUCCGUUCCUCCGUGUUCUGGCGGCGUUUGGCUGGACUGCCCACAACGAAUCUUUUGGUGUACUUCUGACGUACAUGUUUCGUCGAUGUGAUCGAAUGGGCCGUCUUUUCAGUGGAACUUCCACCGGCGCCUACGGUCGAAGAUGGCCAGGACAAUAUACUGAGGAUACAGUAUUGGUCGCGAGUCGUAAGUUACGACUCGCAACUCCUGGUGGGCCGAGACGCAGGUAG
Messenger RNA from Phytophthora sojae, 474 nucleotides. RefSeq lists its product as hypothetical. The record is from RefSeq and is a predicted model, not a curated record. Bases 1 to 474 code for a protein of 157 amino acids. Lineage: Eukaryota; Oomycota; Peronosporomycetes; Peronosporales; Peronosporaceae. The transcript has a single exon.